Messenger RNA from Gracilinanus agilis (Agile Gracile Mouse Opossum), 4108 nucleotides. Its product is annotated as cytochrome b5 type B. Gene Ontology annotation, cellular component: mitochondrial outer membrane; intracellular membrane-bounded organelle. The transcript is spliced from 6 exons. Bases 1 to 438 code for a protein of 145 amino acids. NCBI's taxonomy places the organism in Eukaryota, Metazoa, Chordata, Mammalia, Didelphimorphia, Didelphidae. The record is from RefSeq and is a predicted model, not a curated record. Gene Ontology annotation, molecular function: heme binding.
AUGGCGGCCCAAGGCAGCGGCAGCGGUAGCAUGGCGGGGAACGAGCCUGAGGCCUCUGUCACCUAUUACCGACUGGAAGAGGUGGCGAAGCGCAACUCGGAGAAGGAGACGUGGCUCGUGAUCCACGGGCGAGUCUACGACAUCACCCGCUUCCUGGACGAGCAUCCAGGUGGAGGAGAGGUUCUGAUGGAACAAGCUGGUCGGGAUGCAACAGAAAGCUUUGAAGAUGUGGGGCACUCUUCCGAUGCCAAAGAAAUGCUCAAACAGUACUACGUAGGGGAGGUCCAUCCGAGUGACCGUAAAGCUGAAGGAUCUGAGGAUUUUUUAAAAAAUUCAGUGUGCAAAAGCUGCUGGUCAAAUUGGAUUAUCCCUAUCAUGGGUGCUGUUCUCUUAGCUGUCAUGUAUCGUUUUUACAUGGCAGAAAGCAGAUUGUCCUGAGCCAGCCUCUUUGGAACCUGGAAAGUUAACAUUAGAGAGAGAAAAAACUUGCAGGCCUGCUCUGAUAGGACUGCUGGAUUCCCCCCUCUUUGAAUCCUGCCAAUUUUAUUGCCCCCCCCCCCCUGCUAAGUCGAAAUGGGGAAUGCCAACCGUCCACCUCUGAACUGGGAUCAGUACGCCUCAUCUUACAGUUGCAAUGCCUUACUUACCCUCAGAGGCAUCAUAAUCAUUCAGCAUUCCAUUCUCUAGCUUGUUUUUUCUUCCUGGGGUUUUUGUAAAUAACUCUUAAUACCAUAAUUUUUUGUCAACUUGCCCAGGGAAGUAGAGAAAUGAUUUGAGUGUGUAUAUGUAAACAAUUUUGUGCUCUUACAGAAAAAAAAUACAGUCUGUUUUGCAGUGUCUUCAAUAAAAAUGUCUGCCUCUAGCACUUUGAACUUAAGAAUAUCCAUUCUCAAAAGAAGGGCAGCAAAAUACCUGGUUUUGAGGAUGAGAGAAUAUUUAUUCUUUUUUUCUUAUAUUAGUAGCUACUUUUAAGCAAAUGCCAAUUUUUUAAAAUUAUAAUUCCACUAAUUUUGUUAUUUAUCUUAAGUUGAAGUGCAUCACUACUGUUAACCUAGAGCAUAAUUUUCUAAAUUGUCCUUUUUGGUGAUAAUGUAUCCUCAUUUCCUCAUAAGAGUAACACUUGACCAAUGUAAACCAGUUUUUUCUCUUUUAAAGUGGUAUUUGAGAUAAGCUAGUCUCUCAUUUGGUGGACAAGUGGAGUCAUUUAGGCUAUGAUGAUUUAAUAAUAGCCUUGGGGACAGACAGCUAGGGGUGAAGGUAGAAAGGAGUGAUAGUGAUUUGAGGAAACAGUAAGCCGUCCUAUAGCUUGGUACUUAUUUUUUUUUUGUUCUAAUCAAAAACAACAACAUAUCUGAGUUCAGAGAUAGUCUGGUGUGCUUUCUCAGGGUAUUUGUUUAAUUUGGUCUCUUUUGGAUGGAUCCCAGUUGCUUAAGAGACUGUGACUCCAAAUGUGUCCAUGACAUUUGGGAGGGGAAAUAAUUGGUAUGCUAACAUGACAUUUGGAGGUGGGGCUAAUAAGAGAAAAUGUUUAAGUUUAUGCAUCUCUCUUUCACCUCUUGUGGCUCCUAGUUGUUUAUAACUAUUCCUGUUCGAAUAUACUAGAAUAAAAGAGGCAUCCUGUUUUUUUCUUGGUGUGGGUGUUUUUACCUGUUGCUCACUUGUGGUACUUCCUAGGAGCAGAUUGUCCCACACCCUGGACUUUCUCCUUCCCCCCUUGAGAAUCUGUGCACACACUACACUACCUGGUUUCCACUCUGGAACUAUUUUGUUGAUGAUUCCCACCUCUCCUUUGAGAGUUACCCACGUCUGUUUCUGAACAUAGUUAAAGGACCAGUGCCUCAUCCAGCAGGGAAGCAACACCAGCUUUGCCCAUUUCCUCCUUCCCUCCUUCACUCUGCCAGGGACCGACGAGACAGGAAACUGCUCAGCAAACCUGUGUCUGCCCAUAUAAACUAUUUAAGAAAAAGUUCAACCCAGGUCUUAUAUCCUCUGAUUUAGCAGAUGAGUGAAUACAGAAUUCAUCGAAGAGCAUUUAUAAACUUUUACAUGCACAUAUGAUUAUGGCAUGCUAGAUCCCUAAAAAGGUUUCUGGAAGAAUUUUUAUUUUAUGGAUUUCUUGGAUAUGUAUGAUACAGCCUUUCUUUUUGGAAAAUGUAUUAUUAAAAUUAUUAAUUUUAUUUCUUGUUAAAACCCCCUUCUUUAAUAUGUGAGUUAUAGGAUUGAGAAAAUCUUUAAAAUUACUCCUUGCAAAGGAACAUGUUAACUGUUGAUUCCUUUCAGUUGUGCAGGAUAGGAAGGCCUUGGGUAAAGAGAUUGGCAACAAUUAAUGAAAAUAAAUUGGUUUAUCUGGAAAUGCAGGGAUGUUUUUUGCCUUUGGAGGUGGGUGAAGACUUAUGGUGGUGGGGGUGAGGAGACGAUGUGGGGUGGGAGAAGGAAAUGUUCAAAGUAAAAUGAAGCCAAAAGAUAAUAACCCAGAUAAAUUAGAGAAGGACAUUGGCAAUAUUCAGACUUGAAUGCAAACCAGCUGGGUUAUAAGUAAUUUUGCAAAACUAACCUCAUGUAAAAAUGGCGUUUGGAUAUUUUUAGGAUAAAACAAUAAUGUGUUUUUCUAUUUUGUGCUGGACAUCUUUUUCUGUUUAUAUCUGGAAUUGUUCUUCCCCUAAGCCAGAUGAAAAAUUCUUGGUCUUGUCCCCACCACACAUAAAACCCACCCAAACUUUGGGUUCUUUUUUGUACUCAGACUGCUCAUAUGAUAUCUUUAGUUAUAUUAUUAAAACUGCUCACACACACAUUUGCCACCAUAUUAUUUUAUAAACACCUAUGUUAUAGGUAUCUAAGGCAAGAGAGCUCCUAACACUGGGUGCACACUAGCGUCUUUUUAAUGGAUUUGGGCAACAAGAAGGCCUAGAGAACUCCAUUUCUGCUAUAAAUAAAAACUAGAAUUUUAGUCAAUUUUAGCAUCAUUGGAUAGGCAGCAAAAGCCACUAUAAGGUACUGUGAAAUAACUCCCCUUUGGCUCCUAGUGCUCGUUGGCACUGGCCUUUGGGGUAUACUAUUGUUUAUUUUUUAGGAAAAUUGGCUUGGUACACAAGCUACACUGAGUCAGAAGCAUAAUGUCUAGGGAACAAACUUGGGAAAGAGGCGGGGGGAGCUGGUGUCACCAAGAAUAGACACUGUUGGCUGUGCCAGUUGGCAAGUUUUUGUGCCAGCUCCCUAGAAUUCCCUCAUACUACCCCCAGAGGAAUUGGUUUCAGUGACUUCUCCACUUGUAAAGAGAGGGAGGUGAUAGAAACAAAGUUAGUAUUGUAUUUCUCAGGGGGAUAACUUAACCAGAAGCAAAAUCCAUUGGAACCUAUAAUUUCAACCUUUGGAGUUCAUUCCUUUAGCAGAUGUCAUAAAAGUUAAGUAUUGUGAAAUAAGAACAUUGUUGAGUUCCUAUUCACUUGUGAAUAUUCCUAUUCACUGGUGGGGUAAUGAAAACUAUUUUUCAAGCCAAGUAUGUCAUUACAGCACCUCAUGCUUAAAAUCUGAGGUGAUGCCUAUCUCGUUUAAAUUCCAUUUUAGGAGAAGGACAUGACAUAGGCAGAAAAUUAAUACUUGCUCCUACUCUCCUAGGGCAAGAGGUAGUGGAUCCCGACUUGUCCCAACAAGAAUUUGAUUUAUCGAACUAUGUUCCUCUGUAGUUGCCCAACAUCCCCAAACCAUUGGAGAGUUUAGCAGGAUUUGGCCACCUUAACUCUGUGAGAGCUAGGGUUGGAAUUUGCGGGGGUGAUUUGCAUAGAAAUAUUUCUCCAAUUACCUGCUAUGUUCUGGGUUUGGCACCUGACUUCCUUAACUAGCAGCGUUUUCAGCACACAUGUCUUAAAUUUGCCCGACUGGGGGAAAGCAUUAGUAUAACUUAAAUUGCCUUUCUCUAUAGCGUACAUACCUGAUUGACAGAAUGUGCGAUGUCAGCAUCCCUCUUGUGUAUUCAAUAAUGCAGUGUGUUUACCUUUUUAAUGUCAGACUAUUUUACACAAAGAUCUUUGUCUAUUUCUAAUGGGAUGUACAGACAGUGAAUGUUUGUUAGAUUGGACACACAAUAAAGAUACUGUUUCCUUUUUCUUGC